GGAUGUUCCACGCAGGCGCACAUCAUUCUUCAGAAUAGAGGAUACGUCAGAAUUGUGCAGUCGAGACGACAACUUCUGUGUCGCUUUCAAAUGUAUUACUACUGAUUAAGUCUGAGGACAAACCCAGCCUGCCUCUCUCCUUCCACACUGAGUCCAAACCUACAGUUACUGGGUCCUGAUUGUGACAGUGGAGCCCAGUUUGCACUGCAGGAUCCAGAGAUGGCAUCAGUGAAGCUGGAAGACUGCAGUCAAACACUGGAGCUGAAUGUCAACAUUAAAGAUGAAGAAGAGGAGGAGGAGAUUGGAAUAUCUGUUUCUCAUGGUAUGAGGCCGGCAACAUCAACACUGAGGACAAACCCAGCCUGCCUCUCUCCUUCCAAACUGAGUCCAAACCUACAGUCACUGGGUCCUGAUUGUGACAGUGGAGCCCAGUUUGCUCUGCAGGAUCCAGAGAUGGCAUCAGUGAAGCUGGAAGACUGCAGUCAAACACUGGAGCUGAAUGUCAACAUUAAAGAUGAAGAAGAGGAGGAGAAGAUUGGGACAUCUGUUAAUCAUGUGAGUCCAAACCUACAGUCACUGGGUCCUGAUUGUGACAGUGGAGCCCAGUUUGCACUGCAGGAUCCAGAGAUGACAUCAGUGAAGCUGGAAGACUGCAGUCAAACACUGGAGCUGAAUGUCAACAUUAAAGAUGAAGAAGAGGAGGAGAAGAUUGGGAAAUCUGUUUCUCAUGGACGACUAGAAUUAAGUCUGAAGCCGGUAACAUCCACAGUGAGGACAAACCCAGCCUGCCUCUCUCCUUCCACACUGAGUCCAAACCUACAGUCACUAGGUCCUGAUUGUGACAGUGGAGCCCAGUUUGCACUGCAGGAUCCAGAGAUGGCAUCAGUGAAGCUGGAAGACUGCAGUCAAACACUGGAACUGAAUGUCAACAUUAAAGAUGAAGAAGAGGAGGAGAAGAUUGGGAAAUCUAUUUCUCAUGGAGACCAUGUUGAGACAUUCUCUACAUCCAGAGAGCAACAGCAGGAAGAUCACAGAGCUAAGAGGUCUCACCACUGCCCACAUUGUGAGGAGAUUUUCCCAAUUCUAUCAAAGCUAAAAAUACACCUAAAAAUGCACACAGGAGAGAAUCCGUAUUCCUGUACUGACUGUGGGAAGAGAUUCAAAACAUCAAGGAAUCUAACAGUUCAUCAGAGUGUGCACAAUGGAGUGAAGCCUUACUCCUGCUCUGACUGUGGGAAGAGUUUUUCUCGAAUGAACUUCUUAAAAACACAUACACGUAGACAUACAGGACUGAAGCCGUACUCCUGCUCUGAAUGUGUAAAAUUCUUCACAACAUCAGCUGAGCUAAAAGUUCAUCAGAGAACACAUACAGGAGAGAAGCCUUACUCCUGCUCUGACUGUGGAAAGAUUUUCUCUCAACUUGGCCCCUUAAAAAGACAUGAACGUAUACAUACAGGAGUGAAGCCUUACUCCUGCUCUGACUGUUUAAAAUGCUUCACAACAUCAGCUGAGCUAAAAAUUCACCAGAGAACACACACAGGAGAGAAGCCUUACUCUUGCUCUGACUGUGGAAAGACUUUCUCUCAACUUGGCCCCUUAAAAAGACAUGAACGUAUACACACAGGAGAGAAGCCUUACUCCUGCUCUGACUGUGGAAAUGGCUUCACAACAUCAGGUCAGCUAGAAGUUCAUCAGAGAACACACACAGGAGAGAAACCUUACUCCUGCUCUGACUGUGGAAAGAGUUUCUCUCUAUUGUUUAACUUAAAAACACAUGAACGUAUACAUACAGGGGUGAAGCCUUUCUCCUGCUCUGACUGUGUAAAAUGCUUCACAACAUCAACUGACCUAAAAGUUCACCAGAGAACACACACAGGAGAGAAGCCUUACUCUUGCUCUGACUGUGGAAAUACUUUCUCUCAACUGGGCACUUUAAAACAACAUGAACGUAUACACACAGGAGAGAAGCCUUACUCUUGCUCUGACUGUGGAAAGAGUUUCUCUCAACUGGGCCCCUUAAAAAGCCAUGAACUUAUACAUACAGGAAUGAAGCCUUUCUCCUGCUCUGACUGUUUAAAAUGCUUCACAACAUCAGCUGAGCUAAAAGUUCACCAGAGAACACACACAGGAGAGAAGCCUUACUCCUGCUCUGACUGUGGAAAAAGUUUCUCUCAACUGAUUCUCUUAAAAAGACAUGGACGUAUACAUACAAGAGUGAAGCCUUACUCCUGCUCUGAUUGUGUAAAAUGCUUCACAACAUCAGGUCAGCUAAAAGUUCAUCAGAGAACACACACAGGAGAGAAGCCUUACUCCUGCUCUGACUGUGGAAAGAGUUUCUCUCUACUGUGCAACUUAAAAACACAUGAACGUGUACAUACAGGAGAGAAGCCUUAUUCCUGCUCUGACUGUGGAAAGAGUUUCUCUCUACUGUGCAACUUAAAAACGCAUGAACGCAUACAUACAGGAGUUAUUUCUCACCGCUGAUCUGACUCUAGAAACUGUUUUAAAACAACAGCUGAGCUAAAAGGUCAUCAGAGACAGACACAGGAGAGGAACCUGACUUCUGCUCUUAAUGUGGCAAGAGUAACUCAAGUGAAAGUCACCAAGUAGAAUACCACUUGAGUAAAAGUAUUUGGUUUUAAAUAUACUUAAGUAUCAAAACUAAAAGUAUGAAUCAUUUCAAAUUCCUUAAAUUAACCUCUACGGGAUGGGUGUUCCUAAAACAGGACAGUUGCUAAUGUGACUAUAAUGACAUUGUAUUCAACAGCUAACUUUCUGGGACAUAGACAUGUCUUUUAUAUGGGCAAAAAGAUUAACAAGGAUUUAAGCAAACUUCAGUGUCAAAUUAACAGUAGCUAUUACAGUGGAAAAAUACCAUGCUAGUGUUUGAGUAAAGUGUAAAACAACAACUUAUCACUGCAACUGGUUUGAUACAUUUAAACCAGUUGAUUUGUCAUCCUUAGGGUCCCAGAGAUCAAAUGUAGCAUAGUUUUUUGUUUGAUAAAAUCAAUUUUUAUGUGAAAUGUAGGAACUGGGUUCUACAUUUUUGAACCCCUGUUGUCUCUGGCUCCAGACCUACUCCGCCAGACCAUCUAGAUGUGUGAAAGUUAGUGUAUAAGCUAAUGAUCCAUCAUGUGUGAAAUUCCUGUCAGUGUGUAAACUUAAAUGUUUUAUUACCCUAGCAUUUUUAUAUGUUCUCUAUAGUUUUGUACUUAAAUGUAUCAAUUGACCAAUUCAGGACAUUUGAGGAAACUCCUGGCAGACUUGAAACAGUGCAGUAAUGUAAUUCUUCACUGGAUCAGUCAAACGUUUCACACACUGCUGCCAUCUGGUGGCCAAAAUCUAAAUUACACCUAGACUCCUAUCUGAAAGUAUGGCCGUUCUUGCAUUUCAAAGUUAAUGAAAAAAGAAAACGGUUUUGUUAGUAUGAUUUUAGCAGAUCUAAUGUGUUCUUCUCCUACAUUAAUUUCACAUUUCCACACACUUCAAAUUGUUUCAUUUCAAAAGAUAUCAAGAAUAUGCAUGUCUUUGCUUCAGGUGCUGAGCUACAGGCAGUAAGAUUUGGGUCAUUUUAGGUGGAAAUGUAAAGAAAAGAAAAAAAGGGUACAAUCCUUAAGAGGUUUUUAGCGAACUAGUGAGUCUGCCAGAUCAGAGGCAGUAGGGAUGACCACGGAUGUUAUCUUGAUAAGUGUGGGAAUUUGACAAUUUUCUGUCCUGGUAAUCAUAUAAAAUGUAACUAGUACUUUUGGGUGUCUGGGAAAAUAUAUGGAGUAAAAAGUACAAUUUGGGCAUUGGAAUUUGGUGAAAUAAAAGUAAAAAUGGUCAAAAAUAUCUAAAUAGUUAAGUACAGAUACACCAAAACUUAAGUAAAAGUGAUUUAAAGAACUACUUAAGUACUUUACACCACUGCAUGCAUCCAUGCCGUGUGUCAGCAUUGCAGGCUGGUGGUGUGAUGGUUGGGGUGUGUUUUCAGGGCACACAUUGGGCCCCUUGAUAAAAGUUUAGCAACAUUUGAAUGCCACAGGAUAUCUAAACAUCAUGGCCAAUCAGGUGCAUCCCUUCAUGCUAGCAGUGUAUCCAUCUGCAAGUUGUUUUCUUCAGCAGGAUUAUGCCACAAGGCUUGUCCAGGAAUGGUUCCAAGAACAGCUCACUGAAUUCACUGUAAUUGUGCAUCUGUGGGAGGAGAUGGAACGAGCAAUUCAAAGUAGAUCCACUCCCAGCCAACUUGACACAAUUGUAGGAAGCAUUGGAGUCAACAUGGACCAGCAUCCCUGUGUUCUGAGGACAAAGGGGGUGCAACUCAAUAUUAGGAAGGUGUUUCUUAUGUUUUGUACACUCAGUGUAUAUCAGGUAAGGAUGGUCUGAUGUUCAGUUUUUAGCAUUAGUUUGGGUGGAUUAUUUUAUAUUACUCAACUUUUGUUUAAUGAUAAACAGGCUAUGAAUCAACUACUUGUUUAUUAAACUGUAUUUUAAUAUUAGAUUCAUUAUUGUAGUCAUUGAUGAUGAAUGUAUUUGAAAUAACUGUAUUGAAGUUAAUUGAUCUGGUGGCAGGUAGCCUAGCGGUUAAGAGUGUUGGGCCAGUAACUGAAAGGUCGCUGGUUUGAAUCCUGAGCCGACUAGGUGAAAAAUGUCAUUGUGCCCUUGAGCAAGUCAAUUAAAUCUUAUUUGUCCUGUAAGUCUCUCUGGAUAAGAACAUCUGCUAAAUGACACAAAUAUAAUGAAACAAAUGUUUGUACAUGAAUAUAUGCUGGGCAACCUUUUUUUUCUCUUAAAUGAAAUAAACUGUUUGUGAAAUACUGUAUAUACAAUACACAACAUUACCACUUUGUUUACCCUGGCCAGAGGGACAGGCCCAAAGUAAGCUAGACUAUGUAGCUGCUGUUGUUAGUGCAAUAUAGCAUGUCAGAUCGCUAAUGAUUAGGUGUACAGGCUGCUACAUUUCGUUUUUGCUUGUGUCGGUCGGAUGUGAUGUGUUAUCAGGCUAAAUGACUACCAGAGGGAAGUGGAGAGCGCGUCUUGAUCUUUGUGCGUUGUGCCCGGCCCGGCCGACAUGGUCAAGAGAGGCAGAGGACAUGCAGCAGCACUCCGAUGUGAAGAACUGUACUAAAAUGUACGAUUGUAGUACAAUGAAAAAAAUAUAGCAUGGUAUUUUUGUGGAAUGGUAGUGACCAAAAAACAUGUUUUUAUUGUACUGGACCCAGGAACAUAGAAGAAACUGCCAGAUGUGUCAUAAUAGCCUGGAAGUAAAGCUGCACUGGGAGACACAUCUAAUGGAAUACAUUGAAUACAUUCAGCAGGGUGGAACAAUCACAGUAAAACAUGAUUUAAAUGUAUUGUUGGAAGGGCUGUGGUCACCAUUCAUGUAAUACAUUAAAUAUAUACAUCAGAUGGUA
Messenger RNA from Oncorhynchus keta (chum salmon), 5393 nucleotides. Its product is annotated as zinc finger protein 420-like. Gene Ontology annotation, molecular function: RNA polymerase II cis-regulatory region sequence-specific DNA binding; DNA-binding transcription activator activity, RNA polymerase II-specific; DNA-binding transcription repressor activity, RNA polymerase II-specific. The record is from RefSeq and is a predicted model, not a curated record. The transcript is spliced from 6 exons. NCBI's taxonomy places the organism in Eukaryota, Metazoa, Chordata, Actinopteri, Salmoniformes, Salmonidae. Bases 220 to 2484 code for a protein of 754 amino acids. Gene Ontology annotation, cellular component: nucleus. Gene Ontology annotation, biological process: regulation of cytokine production; regulation of immune system process; negative regulation of transcription by RNA polymerase II.